UCCGUCUACGGCCGCCCAGUCGAACGAGGUCGUCUCUGUGACCGCCGUCUGUGAACGUCCAGUUUGUCCCGUGCCUGCGACCCGUUCACAACGAACGCUAAACGUAACGCUAGAGGAAAAACAAAAGUCCACAUCGAAAAAUUCGUUUUGUUUCGCCAAGUGAAUGUUGCCGUAAACGCGAUUCAGUGGCUCCCCAACGGUGGUGUUAGCUGUCGUUGUUUGCUCGUUGUUUACAACGACUUACAAUAUGAUGCGAUAAGCGAGGAGCGUGUUAUUUGUUUUGUUUAUUUUGCGCCGGACCUUGUUUUAUUGUUAAAUCCGUCAGGACUAAAGUAUUUGCGUCGUAAAGUGAUCGCUUAUCAGAAGAAGAAAGUCAAAACAAAAGCAGACAGAUGAUUCAGAAAAACGUUGUCAUUAAUGGUGGCCGGGCGGCACUACCUGGACCGAAGACAACAGAGAAUGAGGUCGUCGACAACAGCCAAAAGAUGAGAGUGAAGCUGGAACGAGUCCUCGGCUUGACCGUCACAUCAAAUGCGGCGCUGGCCUGUGAUCACAAUACUGGAACCAUCGCCUAUCCUGCAGGAUGCGCCGUGGUGUUGUUCAACCCACGCAAGAACCGUCAAACUCACAUUGUCAAUCCAUCGCGUAAAACGCUGACGGCGGUGGCGUUUUCGGCCGAUGGCAAGUACCUGGUGACGGGCGAAUGCGGUCACCAGCCGUCCGUCCGCAUUUGGGAUUUGGCCGAUAGGAGCCAGGUGGCCGAAUUUGCCGGGCACAAGUUUGGCGUCGUUUGCGCGGCUUUUUCCCCCAACCACAAGUACGUGGUAUCGGUCGGUUCUCAACAUGACAUGAUUGUCAAUGUGUGGGACUGGCGUAGCGGUGUCAAAGUGGCCUCCAACAAGGUGUCGUCCAAGGUGAAGGCCGUCUCGUUUGCAGAGAACGGCUCCUACUUCGUGACGGUGGGCAACCGGCACGUCAAAUUCUGGUACCUGGAAUAUUCUCGUUCAGCCAAGUAUAAGGAACCUGUGCCGUUGAUGGGUCGAUCGGCCAUAUUGGGCGAGCAGCGCAACAACUAUUUUUGUGAUGUCGGAUGCGGUCGCGGUGAGAUGGGCGACUCUACGUACGCCAUCACCAAGACGGGCCUCCUCUGCGAAUUCAACAACCGUCGCCUGCUCGACAAAUGGGUCGAAUUAAGGACGUCGAGUGCCAAUUGCUUAGUGGUGGGUGAACAGCACAUCUUCGUCGGGUGCGCUGAUGGCAUCGUCCGAUGCUUCAGUCCAUUUACGCUGCAGUUUGUCACGACUCUGCCGAGGACGCACUAUCUCGGCGUCGACGUCGCCAAAGGUCUGUCCAUCAGUCAUAUGGCCUCGCAUCCGGCCAAUGCCAAAUACCCAGACACUGUGGCGCUCACCUACGACGAGACGAACCACAAAGUGGCCUGCGUCUACAGCGAUCGCAGCCUCUAUUUGUGGGACGUCACCGAUAUCCGCAAGGUUGGCAAAUCGCAUUCGUUUUUGUACCACGCCGCUUGCAUCUGGGGCGUAGAAUCGUACCCCUCGUCCAAAGAAGGCAUGAAGGGCGUUCUGCCCACUGGCUCGUUCGUGACCUGCUCGAGUGACGAUACGAUCCGCGUCUGGAAUCUCGACCCCAACAUGGGCACCAACACCAUCUAUCGGCGCAACAUUUACAGCAAUGAUCUGCUGAAGACCUUGUACGUUGACCAAGAGCUGACUUUCCUCAAGGAUCAGGAUCUGGCAGCGGGAGGCUCGUCGGACAAAACUGACUCGACCUACGAUGCGCGUAAUGGAGUGCGAUGUAUCCGCAUCAGUCCGGAUGGCAAACAUCUGGCUUCGGGUGACCGAGCCGGUAACAUUCGGAUUCACGACAUGCAAUUCAUGGAUCAGCUGUAUAAAAUCGAAGCCCACGAUUCGGAAGUGCUAAGCCUGGAGUACUCGAAGCCCGAAUCCGGUUUAAGGCUGUUGGCUUCGGCUUCGCGUGAUCGUCUUAUUCACAUCUUUAGCGUUGAUCAGGGCUACAGUUUUGUUCAGACACUCGAUGACCAUUCGUCGUCCAUCACCUCCGUGCGGUUCGUUUUAAGUCACGGGCUCUUUCAGAUGGUCUCGUGCGGUGCCGACAAGUCGCUCAUAUUCCGCCAACUGCAACAGACUAAUGGCAACAGCCAGGUGCAGUUUGCCCGGGGGCACAAUAUCGUCGGCAAGACCACCUUUUACGACAUGGAAUCGGACCAGAGCCAGAAGCACAUCUUGACGGCUUGCCAGGAUCGCAGCGUCCGAGUCUACAACACGUCGACGGGCAAGCACAGCAAGACUUUCAAAGGAUCCAACAGCGAUGACGGAACCCUUAUCAAACUCUGCCUGGAUAGCAGUGGCCUAUACGUAGCCACCAGCUGCACGGAUAAGACGUUGGCCGUUUACGAUUAUUACUCGGGCGAAUGCAUGGCAACCAUGUACGGCCAUUCGGAGCUAGUGACGGGCCUUCGUUUCACCAAUGACGGCAAACACCUCGUCAGCGUUUCGGGCGAUGGUUGCGUCUUCAUCUGGAAAUUGCCACACGAUAUGACGGUGACGGUUCAAGCACGGCUGACUCAGCAGAGUGCCCGAGCGGCCAAGGAGAGCCGGCGGACCACCUACAACGCUCAAGGAGGUAGCGGCGGCAGUGGAGGCCCCUUGUCGCCGGAAUUGAAGACCGACAACGAGGAAUUCGGCUCACCGCCGCCGGAAUUGUUUGAUCCCAACGCCAACGCUCAUCAGCAGGGAAUGGAAGAAGACUAUCGCUUCAGCGUCGGCCAGCUGCCACACUGGGCCAAGAAGCAAAUCGGUGAAAACAAUCCAGCCAAGCCCGGCAGCAACGCCAAAGGAGGAGUUGAUUUACCCAAGGGUCGUUGGGCCCAGCGGAUGGAUACCACAAACGCUUCCGGCAUCACCGUCAAAUCGUUCUACCAAGGCGAUAGCGUCAUUCCGUUUCCUCCAUCGCAGAUGGAAAAGGGAAACCUGGCCGACUCCGACGGCUCCAAGGACAGUUCGCUGGAGAGUAACGAAUUCCGCAGCUACGGCCGUAACGAUGGAACGUUUCUGAAGGAGAACGAACCUGACGAGUUUGUCCCUUGUCCUGCGAGCCUCGAUGAAAUCGAGCGCGCUUCUCUCGCUUUCCAGAUCCCGACGUCGAAGAUAACGCGGCGAGGUGGCGAAAGUUCUGCAGAAAGCGGACGUGGGCGAACGCUGACUGACGACAGCAGUGCCAGCAGUUUAAAAAUGGAGGAUUUCGAGGGCACCGAGCACGACGGUGAUGUAGAGGAUUAUUCGGACAACGAGUCAACCGAGCCAGAACAAACGGAAAAACUUAUGUAUUAUCCUCAAAACGAAGAGACUAGCAGUGAUUACACCGUCAACGCCAUGGAUGUUGAGGAGUUACGCCGAUCACAGCGUCGUGUAAAGAAACCCCGUUCGACCGCCGCGGACCUGGGCAUUAGUUACACUCUGAACCCGCCGAGUAGUACGGUUUCCGUCUCCGGAUCGCAAGAUUCGGAAGACGACGAUGAUGAAGUGUCUACCCCUAGCGGUGAGCUUGCCGAACGGAACCUACUGUCGCUUCUAUCCGUCAGUUCCGAAAGUCUGGAUCGAGUAGGCCGUCGCGAAUCGUACCUGAAGAGUAAUUUCGAGUCGCUAGGAGGCCAGAACGAUAACUUGGAUAUGACCGUCGUCUCUGGCGAAACGGACGACGGAUCACCUUUAAACAAAUCGAAUUUGAGCAGUUUGACAUCCAAAUUUUUGACCAAAAGCAACAGCAAUGCAGACAUGAUCAGCGCCGUAAAGGCCAACCAGCGUGAUCCGGAGGCUGCCCGGAAGCGUGAAGAAUUGCAGCGCAGAAUCGAAGAAACUAGACGCAAAUUGCAAAGCAUUGGCUACAAGUCCAACUUGAGGAACAGUCAGAGUAUCACCGAUCUUCGAGAGAGUGGACCUGCCUCGCUGACGGCAUCGCCAACUCCAACUAUGUCGUCGUCGGCCACCGGAGUAGGAGGCGCCGGAAACUUGGACUCGUCGUCGAUGAGUGGCCGUACUUGGGGCUCGGCCAAGGAUCGAGUUGCCACCGAUGAGGAAGCUGACGGUGAGAACGGCAACAGUGGCCUACGUCGGGCAUGCUCUUUGAGCGACCUCUCGAAACCUUCGCCACGUAGACUCUUGCCCUCUCCACCCAACAAUGUGUCGGGGAAAGUGUCGCGACCAAUGGCUACCACUCCACAGGCCCAGCCACAACCCCAGAAAGCCAGGCAGUUUGUCCAAACUCAGCCUGCCAAGCGGACGUCCCUCAGACCCUUAUCGGCCGAUCUGACUCGCAGCUCUUCUAUGGGAUUUCUCAAUCAGGCCAACGAUUCCGACAGUGAACUCAAACGACCCCAAUCGAGCGCUUCUGGUUCGACCAAUCAUAUCCAUUCCAACCGUGCAAACCUGACGGUCGCUUCUGGCGUUUCGAAAUCGCCUUCGUUUGGGUCCAUUUCGCGGCCGUUGUCUAACCAGUCGGCCAUGCGACCCACCAUCAGCUCGGCCAACAAAGCGGCUGCCUCCGGGGGAGGUAAAGUCGGUGCCGGUGGAGGCAGCAGCGCGGGCACUCCGAUGAAAUCGUUGCAACCUGUUCGCCGAAUUUCUUCAGCCGUGUCAACUGGCGACAUCCAACAGGCGUUGCAUGACUCAUCCAGCUCCGAGGACACUGGCGGAACCGAGCCGAAAACCAACGUCAAGGCUAGGGUGAUGAGCUUUGAGAAAACGGUGGGCGGCCGCAACGAAAAAGCCCGUUCUCUUCUUCUCACGCCGCCCACCAAGACCAAUCCGGCCCGCCGUAGUCUUUUCAACAGUCCAGUCACACCUACGACGUCAUCUACUUCGGCCAUUGGCGCACCCCGAUCGGCACCGACCCCUACCCUAGCCGAGAGCGGCCAUCAACAUGAUACCAACAAAGUGUUGUCGCGUGCCUCGUGCGAAUUGGCUAUCGAGGCGAUGAAAGCCGCCACUGAACAGCUCCUGCUUUUACAGCGUCGAUUGGCAGGUGGAACUGGAUCAUCGGAAGGGUCCGAAUCGAAUCUGUCGGAUCGGGAACGCGCCGAAUUGCUGCAGUUGCUCUCCACGGCUUCUGUGCCGAUAAUCCAAAGUCUGAAAACCCUGCAAUUUCCGCCAGCAGGCAUCGAGCUGGACCGCUUGGCUAAUGCGACGUCGCCACAACCGAGCGAAAACAACCCGUUAAUGGUCCAAAUGAUGCAGCAGUACUCUGACAUGCUUCUCUCGAUGAUUCACCAAAGGAUGGGCGUACCAGCUCCGCCUUCUCCCAGAUAGCUUCGAGUCUCAACAGCCAAAAAAAUGAAAAAAGACGCCCCUAAUAGCUGUAAUUCAGUCAGGCGUUGUUAAUUGCCACACAUCACGAGAUCUAUAUUCCUGAACGAGAAAUCUUUCAAUGACCUCCUUGUCCCUUCUUCAUUGUAUUCUCAGUUGCUAAACGGAAGUUAGAGGCCAUGUAAAAGGGUCUGCCAGUCGAGCUCUCUUUCUCUCUUUUUUUUUCUCUCUCUCUCUCUUUUGGAAGCCCCGUCGGUGCCAUUUCCGUCAUUCUCUACUUCCGCGUUGAUUCCCCUCCCCCCCACUUUUUAAAACUCUCCAACAGGGUUUCAUUAUCUGAAAUAAUCCUUCAACCCAAUUUUGUACCAUAGCGGUGGGAACGGUAACAUUCCUGUCUCUUUUGGGUUCCGUCGAUUAACGUGUUAUUUGCGAUAUUUAGUAAGGGCUUCUAUGGUUUAUUUGCCAAUCAAUUUUUUUUAUAUAUAUAUACAAAAAGACUGAGACUAAUUAACUACAACAUUUCCAUUCAUUCCAACCCAAUCGCUUUCGACGCGGUCAAGUUUUCAAAUCGGUCUGAAAUUUUUCAAUAAUUUUUUUUUUGUUCGUUUAUUUUUUUAAGAUUAUCACAAGUUCAUUGCAACGCGUAGAAUAAGCCGCCCCAUCCCCUCAUCAUUGUACAUUGUAUCUGUAACAUAGUUAUUAAAAGAAAUGAAAGGAAAUGAAAGGAAAUGGAGGAGUUUCCGUGCCAUACUGAGACGUUGGAGGCCACUUCAUAUUCCGUCAAUGUUUCACUAUUCGAUUGGCAUAUUGGAAACCACGUCUGCAUCCACCAUGAGCCAAGCCUUUUCUGGGAAAUGAAUCGCCCUAUGAUGCAUGAUUUUCUUCUGUAGACCAUACUUCCAUCAGUAAAAAUUCCAGGUUCAACAUUUUCUCGGCAUUGCAUUGCUAACAAAAUGAGUGGAAAUAAACAUACUUUGAAAAUUGUAAAAA
Messenger RNA from Daphnia magna, 6332 nucleotides. RefSeq names its product mitogen-activated protein kinase-binding protein 1 (gene Wdr62). Gene Ontology annotation, biological process: regulation of mitotic cell cycle; mitotic spindle organization. The record is from RefSeq and is a predicted model, not a curated record. Bases 393 to 5345 code for a protein of 1650 amino acids. Lineage: Eukaryota; Metazoa; Arthropoda; Branchiopoda; Diplostraca; Daphniidae. The transcript is spliced from 22 exons. Gene Ontology annotation, cellular component: mitotic spindle. Gene Ontology annotation, molecular function: protein binding.